Menidia menidia (Atlantic silverside) is the source of this 1109-nucleotide messenger RNA. The record is from the annotation of a GenBank genome assembly. NCBI's taxonomy places the organism in Eukaryota, Metazoa, Chordata, Actinopteri, Atheriniformes, Atherinopsidae.
CUCGGGUUCCUGCAGACACAAUGCUGCUCGGGGCGAGCGUGCUGAUUGGCCUGCUGAGCGGCGCCGGGGCCUUGGCCCGGCUGCGGGACAGCGUGGAGCUGCGCUCCGCCUUCUCCGUGGCGCGCACCAGCAGCAUGGAGGGCGGCCCCAAGAUGACGGUGACCUUCGACGCCGUCUACGUCAACAUCGGGGGGGACUUCGACACCAAGGCCGGCCUGUUCCGCUGCCGCAUCCCCGGGGCCUACUACUUCUCCUUCACCGUGGGGAAGUUCCCCCACAAGGACCUGUCCGUCAUGCUGAUGAAGAACAGGAACGAGGUGCAGGCCAUCGUCUACGAGGAGAACGCUGGAGAAGAGAGGAAGGUGCAGAGCCAGAGCGUGAUGCUGCAGCUGGACUUCGGCGACAGCGUGUGGCUGCGGCUGCACGGGGAUCCGCGCUACGCCCUCUACAGCAACACGGGCCACUACACCACCUUCAACGGCUACCUGGUCUACCCGGACACCUACGGCUACCAGACCCACCGCCACCACCCCCAGCAGCACCCGGCCUACAGCCCCCAGCAGCCCCAGCGCGACGCCACCCGCCCCCCCAACGCCCAGGAGCUGACCAAGCCCGGGGCCAUGGCCGGCCAGGAGGAGGAGGAGGAGGAGGAGGAGGAGGAGGAGGACCAGAGGUCGGCCUUCUCGGUGGGGCGCACCCAGAGCAUCCUGGGGGUCAACCAGGCCGGACUGCCCCAGCACCAGCCGGUGAGCUUCGACACGGCUUUCGUCAACAUCGGGGAGGACUUCAACGUGACGGGGGGCGUGUUCAGCUGCCGCGUGCCCGGGGCCUACUACUUCUCCUUCAACGUGGGCAAGCUGCCCCAGAAGACGCUGUCGGUGAAGCUGAUGAAGAACCACCUGGAGGUGCAGGCCAUGAUCUACGACGACAGCCAGGGCGAGAAGGCGCUGCAGAGCCAGAGCCUGAUGCUGGCGCUGAGGCCCGGGGACACCGUCUGGCUCUACUCGCACCAGCGCGACGGCUUCGGGGCCUACAGCAACCACGCCAAGUACAUCACCUUCACGGGCUUCCUGGUUUACCCCGAUAUGGUCACCGACCAGCGGCCCUAA